Messenger RNA from Morus notabilis, 764 nucleotides. RefSeq lists its product as uncharacterized. The annotation marks the transcript as partial. The record is from RefSeq and is a predicted model, not a curated record. The transcript has a single exon. Lineage: Eukaryota; Viridiplantae; Streptophyta; Magnoliopsida; Rosales; Moraceae.
UUGUUGGACAGAUCUCUAACAUGAAGACCCCAAUUGGGCAUUUUGGCUAUUCUUGCGUUCAGCCCAAAAAUGAAGCCUAAUCGAUAAACCCCUCUAAACCCGCAUCUCUUCAUCUUCCUCCAAAAACCUAGGGCUUUCAGUUCCGAGGCCCCACCAGGCAAAGCUACUCUCCUUCUUCAAUGGCGCUCCAACUCAUACCCAAACGCCGAUUGCUCCCAAAUCCUACUUUUAUCCGCCUAUUCUCCACCGCCUCCGAUUCCGACGACCGAAACAACGAAUUCAAGCCCUCCUCCACCUCCGACUCUUCCUUGUCCUCAUAUUUCAGCGAUGUCAAAGCCAGUCUCCGCCGCCAACACCAAUCCCCUCCGCCACCGCGAUCGUCGACAAGGCCGUUGUCCCCUACUCACUCCUCCCCGCCUCCCAAGGUCACCUCCCUCGAAGAAAUCCGGAAGAACCUCGUCGAGUUCCGCCGCCGAUCCGUGGGCGCUUCCGGCCCCGCGCCGUCGUUCCAGGAGCUCUACAAGCGGAACGUCCAAAACAAUGCUCAGAACACGAAUCCGGAGGAUUCCGGUGGCGGGAAUCUCUCGUUCAACGCGAUUCGCGAGAGCUUGAGGCAGAUGCGGCCGUCCGAUACCGCUCGGAACGAUGGGGGAAGUAAGGACCCGUUGUCUCUCUCGGCGUUCAAGAACAGCCUUAGAUUGAGGCCGUCGAAUUCUCCACCGCCGCAGAGAAUGACGGCGAUAGGCGGGGCCGACGCGGUGGCG